AUGUUAUCAAGAAGAGUGGUAUCAAAUUUUUUAAAUUCUAUUGCAAAAUAUUCUUCAGAAAUCUCUUCAAAUGGAAGUGUAGAAUUAACAAAUGAGGAAAUAUGGAAAAGAAGAUCUAAUUUAAGAAUGCCUAAAAUUCAACGUGAUGAGACUAUUUCACCAAAAUUAUAUUAUUCACCAGAAUGGGUCUUAGAAAAAGAACCUGAAGAUGAGUAUAAAGAAAUUACUCCACUUAAUAAAUAUGGAAUGACUCCACAAAAAUGGGAAUUUUAUAAUAAAACUGUAUGGCCACCUGGUUACAUUGUUCCAGAAACGGGAUUACCUAAAAGCAAAGAAGUAUUUCAUUGUAGGGAACAAAUUCAUUUCAGUCCAAAAAGAAUGUGGCAGGCAUGUCAAUUUAUUGAAACGAUGAAUGUUGAUGAAGCAAUAGCUCAAUUAGAAUUAAAAAAUAUAAAAGGUUGCCUUAUAUUAUCAGAAGUUUUAAAAGAAGCAAAAAAACGUGCAACAGAUGAGUUUCAUAUUGAAUUUCCAAGUGAUAUGCAUGUUGCUGAGGCUUUUGCAAUUCAAAGUAAAAUUAUUUAUGGUGUUCGUAGGCAUGCUCAUGAAAAAAUAGCUAAAAUUAGAUAUCGUUACAUUGAUUUAUAUGUUCGUCUCGAAGAAGGUAAAGGUCCUGAUUUUAAAAGUCGUUUAAAACCAAAAGAUGGAUAUGAAAAAGCUCAAGAAUAUAUAGAAUAUUUACGUUCCCGUUCAAUAAAAUAUUCAAUUUAA
Strongyloides ratti is the source of this 768-nucleotide messenger RNA. Its product is annotated as 39S ribosomal protein L22, mitochondrial. Gene Ontology annotation, molecular function: structural constituent of ribosome. The transcript has a single exon. The coding region runs from base 1 to 768 and encodes 255 amino acids. The record is from RefSeq and is a predicted model, not a curated record. Gene Ontology annotation, cellular component: ribosome; mitochondrial large ribosomal subunit. Lineage: Eukaryota; Metazoa; Nematoda; Chromadorea; Rhabditida; Strongyloididae. Gene Ontology annotation, biological process: ribosome assembly; translation.